UUUCCACCCUCUUCCUCCUCCUCUGUCUCCGCAGUGAGGUCACGGGUGGGCGGUACGUCGGCGGCGGCAGCCGCUUCCCUUCCACUGUUGGGGAAGAACCGGGGCGCCCGCUGAGAUGUGCGAAUAUUAAAGUAUAAAUUAUAUUCAUUCCUGAACAGUUGCUAGCUAUGGAAGCUCCAAAGAAAAAUUUCAUCUUGGGACAUCAAUCAAAAGGGACUGUUGCACAGGAAGAUGGUAGCCCUCCAUCAAAAAAAGUCAUGACAGAAAUCCAUGUAAAAGAUAAAAUACACAAAAUGGUAAUAAAUAAGUUGCCAGUAAUUAAGAAGGAACAUUUGGAUGAAUGUGAAGAAAGUCUUCUGGAUGAUAGAGAAGAAGAUGUCAAACCAAAUAUUGCUGCAGCAUCAGAGCCUUUGAACUUAAAUCCUGGUUUGAAACAUACAUUGGCACAAUUCCAUUUAAGCAGUCAGAGUUCCCUUGGUGGACCAGCAGCAUUUUCUGCUCGCCAUUCACAAGAAAACAUGUCAUCUGUUUUUGUACCUCUUCCAUCGCCUCAGAUUCUUCCUGGCCCAUUGCUUGUCCCAUCAGAUAGUUCUACAGAGUUGACUCAGACUUUACUGGAAGGGGAGUCUAUAUCUUGUUUUAAAGUUGGAGGAGAAAAGAGACUUUGUUUGCCUCAGGUUUUGAAUUCUGUCCUCAGAGACUAUUCUCUACAGCAAAUUAACACAGUGUGCGAUGAACUUUACAUCUAUUGUUCUAGAUGCAGUUCUGAUCAGCUUCACAUCUUAAAAGUUUUGGGGAUUCUGCCCUUUAAUGCUCCUUCUUGUGGACUUAUCACUUUGACCGAUGCUCAAAGAUUAUGCAAUGCAUUGUUGCGCCCUCGUACUUUUCCUCAAAAUGGCAGCCUGCUUCAUAGUAAAAGUUCACUGCCCCAACUAAAGGAGAGUGGAAGUGCCUUUGAAGUAGAACAUGAAUGCUUAGGCAAGUGUCAGGGUUUGUUUGCUCCACAGUUUUAUCUUCAGCCGGAUUCCCCAUGUAUCCAGUGUUCAGAAUGCUAUGGGAUGUUUUCACCCCAAACCUUUGUGAUGCAUUCCCAUCGAUCUCCAGACAAGAGGACUUGUCACUGGGGCUUUGAGUCAGCAAAGUGGCACUGUUACCUUCACAUUAACCAAAAAUAUUUAGGAACAUCUGAAGAAAGAAAUGUGAAGCAACGCUUAGAACAAAUGAAAGAAAAAUUUAGCACGAAGAAUCAAAAAAUACCCCAGUCUAAGGCAGAUUCCCAUUAUAAUGUAGAAUUUCAGCAGUGGUAUCCGGUUAUAAAGCAAGAAGCAGAUUCUACAGAUCAGCCACAUUCAUUUAUACAUCCCAGCUAUUUCUUUUACAUGUGUGAUAAAGUGGUUGCUCCGAAUGUAUCUCUUAGUACUUCAAUGCCACAGUGUAAAGAAACCACAAAAACUGUUGAAAAAAUAUCAGAGGUAUAUAAAUCAUUUCCGGGGAUGUCACUGAAACAGCAAAAUGGAGGCAAACACAAAAAAAGUGUCUUUUAUCAGGACAUCGCUCUUGAAGGACAGGAGAAGUUUGACUUAAAGCCCAGAUCUGGAAUUUGUGCUAGUGUAGAGCAACCCAUACCCAUUAAACCUGCAAACAGAAGGAAAAUGGAGCAGGUCAGUCCCAGGGAGACUACAGAAGAUGAGAUGGAAAUAAAUAGUGAUGCACAAUCCUCAUCUCAGGCUCUUACCGAUGGUAUUGGAUCUGAUGAUGAUAAAGGGAAAAUGAUGGAAGAAGUAAUAAAAACAUAUAUUAAACAGCAAGAAAAGCUACAUACAAUUUUGCAAAAGAAGCAGCAUCUUCAAAUGGAAGUUGAAAUGUUAAGCAGUUCCAAAGCCAUGAAGGAGUUGACAGAAGAGCAACAAAAUUUACAAAAAGAACUUGAAUCUUUGCAGACUGAGCAUGCUCAAAGAAUGCAAGAGUUUUAUGUUGAGCAAAGAGAUUUAGAGAAGAAGCUAGAGCAGGUAAUAAAACAAAAAUGUACCUGUGAUUCCAGUUUGGAAAAGGACAAAGAAGCAGAAUACGCAGCUCAGUUAGCAGAGCUGAGGCAGAGGUUGGAUCAUGCAGAGGCCGAUAGACAGGAGCUCCAAGAUGAACUGAGACAGGAACGAGAAGCAAGACAGAAAUUAGAGAAGAUGAUCAAAGAAUUAAAACUUCAGAUUCAGAAAUCUUCAAAAAAUGGAAAAGGAAAAUAAAAUGCCAUCCAGAGCGCAUCUGCAUUUUCUCAGCAAGGCUAAAAAAAAAAAUUGCCUGCCAAGGAGAGGUCAAGCCAUGGAAAAGUGAAGGUAUUGGGCACAAUUAUGGAAAACUUUUCCGGUGCAUCCCACCAUCAAUAGCAGAGGUGUUUGGGAACUCACAAUCAUUUCUAUGGUGAUCUGCACAAGAAAAGUUCUCAGUAGAUUAUGUCCAACAUGGUGCGUAGAAAUCUACAAUGAUAUGUAUAUUUAUACAGCUUCCAGACUGACCAAAUCUGUAUUUGUGCUGCUUUUUUUAUAGUUAUGAGCAACAUUGAAAUUUUGUUUUACAAUGGUCAGUAUGUAUCUGUUUAUUUUACAAACUGUCUCGAGGACUCUCACUGAAUGCAACAUUCUUGAUUCAAAGUACACAGUAACUACCUUUUUGCAUGCAAUUCAAGAAUCAAACUGAAAAAAAUAUAGUUUUAUUUUUGCUUUGCUCCAAUAUUUCAUUUGAUGAUGCUGUAUCAAUGAGAAAACUGUUAAUAUAAAAUCAUUAAACAGUGAAAACUUCUUUAAAUGCAGAUUUUCAUGUUGAACUUUUACACUAAAUGUUAAUUAUUAAUGGUUAAAUAUCAGUUUUUAGUACUAUGCUGAGUGCUGUUUUGAAAAGGGGUUGCUGAAAUUGAGUCUGAAAUAUUUUAUUUAUUCACUCUAGUGGGUUAGGGUAACAAUUCGAUAGCUAGUAAGUAAUUUCAUAUUUAAUAUUGUUCUUUGAGCAUUUCUAAACACCAGUAGGAGCUUUAUAAUGUCAGUCUUAUUUUGUGGAGAAGCAUUUUUAAUUAUCACGUUACUUCAGUAGCAAUAGCAUUCCCACAUAUGAUCUUUGAGUGCAUGAAAAUAGGUGAUCUUGUCAUUUUAAAAAGUGUUACAAAGCCAGUAGGGAACAAAUGAUGUCAGAUAUUGGGAAAGUAUGGUUAUUAUUAUUUUUUUAAAAGCACCAAGUUAAACCAUUAACAUUUUUUCAAAAACAACGCUGUUACUAAAACUUUAUUUCUUUGAAAAUGCUAAAUCUUUUUAGUAUUUGACAUUGGUGUGGGAAAAUGUCUGGUGCUAAAUCAUAAGCCGUUCAUUCCAGAAUUUAUAUAAUUGGAAGUUGAGAAAGAUAAAUGACUGAAAGAAUUUCAUGAAAGGCUUUUUUUCUAAAAAUGUUGAUUAAUAAAAAGUUUCAUUGAACAAAGACUAAAUAAACAAUUCUGCAUAGAAAAGGAAAUGCAGUGCUUGGCUGUACAGGAGGAAAGAAAUAAUAUGGUUUUACAUUGUAUAUAGAUUGACAAAGUUUGCUCAAAAUAUCUUGUAUUAAAUAUUUGCCAAUUGUU
Messenger RNA from Crotalus tigris (Tiger rattlesnake), 3598 nucleotides. RefSeq names its product SKI like proto-oncogene (gene SKIL). Gene Ontology annotation, molecular function: RNA polymerase II cis-regulatory region sequence-specific DNA binding; SMAD binding; DNA-binding transcription factor activity, RNA polymerase II-specific. The coding region runs from base 168 to 2240 and encodes 690 amino acids. Gene Ontology annotation, cellular component: nucleus. The transcript is spliced from 8 exons. Gene Ontology annotation, biological process: negative regulation of BMP signaling pathway. NCBI's taxonomy places the organism in Eukaryota, Metazoa, Chordata, Lepidosauria, Squamata, Viperidae. The record is from RefSeq and is a predicted model, not a curated record.